UUUUGUUCAAACCUUUACUUUUCUUUCACAAUUCGAAGACUCGAAAUCUCGGCCUCCAACAAAAUUCAAAAUUGUAAAAAUUCGUAGUCUUUGAUCAUCAUACAAUCAUGUCCAAGGGUACGGGACCGCUGUCAAAAUUGUAUAAUGUCAUCAUACACAGCGUAGACAAGAUUGUGCCCAAAGGAGCUCAGCCGUUCUGGCAGUCCCCGGCAGGGCCGCGCACUGUUUUCUUUUGGGCCCCGCUCUUCAAGUGGGGAUUAGUAGCGGCCGGGUUAGGCGACACACUGAAUCGCCCGGCUCAGAAUAUUUCGCUAAAUCAAUCCGGCUCCCUGGCGGUAACUGGGUUGCUCUGGUCCCGCUACUCGGUGGUUAUUAUACCCAAAAACUACAGCCUGCUGGCUGUCAAUGUGGCUGUAUUUUUCAUCCAGUCGUUUUUGGUAAUAAAACAUCUUAGGUGGCGCAACGACAAGGCCAAGAAUACGGUUUUCAAGCACCCGUACUAUCCCCUUUGGUCGGAUGAUGAUUGGUGAUCUGUAAAGCCACAAAACUGAUGAUAAAUAAAACAAAAGACACUUUUGGUUUGCCGCUCUGGA
Molecule: messenger RNA, 593 nt
Organism: Drosophila obscura
Lineage: Eukaryota; Metazoa; Arthropoda; Insecta; Diptera; Drosophilidae
Product: mitochondrial pyruvate carrier 2-like
Exons: 3
Coding region: 108-530 (140 amino acids)
Biological process (GO): pyruvate import into mitochondria
Cellular component (GO): mitochondrial inner membrane
Molecular function (GO): pyruvate transmembrane transporter activity
Source: RefSeq, a predicted model, not a curated record